ACCCGAAUCCGGAACCCGCUUAAGAGCCUUUCUCUCGAACAUCUCGGCGGCGUGCGAACAAACGAGAUCGAAACCCGCCCCAUCGUAUCAUCUAAGAAUAUCCUCUCUGCGGCAUUUCAUCGAACACCUCGCGAGCUUGCGAGCGCCGAGAAGAAGCUCGGCCAUGAAGUUCCAGAUCGAGGACAUGGCCAGAUGCUUCUAGAUUACCUUAUCUGCGGCAUUUCAUCGAACACCUCACAGCCGUGAAGAAUCUCAGCUUCUAGAGCACCUUCUUUGAGUCAUUUGCGAGCGAAAGGGAUCGAGAUCCGAGAAGAACCGCAGCCAUGAAGUUCCAGAUCGAGGACGUGACGGUGUACUUCCCCUACGACCACAUCUAUCCGGAGCAAUACCAGUACAUGCUUGAGCUCAAGCGUGCGCUCGAUGCGCGCGGCCACUGCCUCCUUGAGAUGCCUACUGGCACCGGCAAGACCGCUGCGCUGCUAUCUCUUAUCACCAGCUACUCCCUCGCCCACCCAUCCAAUCCCCUCAAGCUCCUUUACUGCACGCGCACUGUCCAUGAGAUGGAGAAAACCCUCGCCGAGCUCCGCCGCCUCCUCCCUUAUCUUCCUCCUCAAACGCGACUCCUUGCUCUUGGUCUCUCCUCUCGCAAGAACCUAUGUGUCAACCCUGCUGCCCUGUCUUCGCCUUCCCGUGACUCCGUGGACUCCGCAUGUCGCCGUCUCACUGCUUCCUGGGUCCGCUCCCUCGCUGCUGAGCGCCCACCUGGUGCUAUUGAGACGUGUUCUUUCUUUGAGGCAUUUGAUCAAGCGGCUUCCGGGGGGCCCGACGCGGUGAUGCUGCCGCCAGGGGUUUACACCCUGCAGGAUCUGAGGGCGAUUGGGAGAGAAAAAGGGUGGUGCCCCUACUUCCUUGCCAGGCAGUUGAUCAGGUACGCUAAUGUGGUCGUUUAUAGCUACCAAUAUUUGCUGGAUCCGAAGGUGGCCGGGGUGAUCUCCAGGGAGAUGCAGAGAGAGUGUGUGGUGGUCUUCGAUGAGGCGCACAAUAUUGACAAUGUGUGCAUCGAGGCGUUGAGUGUGAGUGUGAGGAAGCAGACAUUGGAUGGGGCAACAAGGAAUUUGAAUCGAAUUUCGCAGGAGAUUGAUAGGUUCAAGGCCACAGAUGCUGGCAAAUUGCGUGCAGAAUAUAACCGGCUUGUUGAGGGCUUGGCUCAAAGGGGAAACCUGCCAAUGACGGAUUCAUGGCUUGCAAACCCGGCUUUGCCUGAUGAUAUUUUGAAGGAAGCUGUACCUGGCAAUAUACGAAAAGCGGAGCAUUUCUUGUCAGUGUUGCGUAGACUGGUGCAGUAUUUGAAGGGACGGUUGCAGACUGAGCAUGUUGAAACAGAAGUGCCAGUUGCCUUUGUUGCUUCAGUGAAUUCCCAUGCUGGCAUUGAUCAGAAGAUGCUGAAGUUCUGCUAUGAUCGCUUGCACUCUCUCAUGCUCACACUCGAAAUAACAGACACUGAUGAUUUUUUGCACAUCCAAACUAUAUGCGACUUUGCAACUCUGGUCAGUACAUACACACGAGGUUUUUCUAUAAUAAUUGAGCCAUUUGAUGAAAGAAUGCCUCAUAUACCAGAUCCAGUAUUGCAGCUAAGUUGUCAUGAUGCCUCGCUUGCCAUUAAUCCUGUAUUUGAUCGCUUCCAGUCAGUUGUGAUAACAUCUGGAACUCUAAGCCCAAUUGAUCUCUAUCCCCGGCUUCUGAAUUUCAAUCCAGUCAUCAGCCGGAGUUUUACAAUGUCUUUGACAAGAGAAUGCAUUUGCCCAAUGGUUCUGACUCGUGGAAGUGAUCAGCUGCCUGUAAGUACAAAGUUUGAUAUGAGGAGUGAUCCUGGUGUUGUGAGGAAUUAUGGACGGCUCUUGCUGGAAAUGGUUGCUGCUAUUCCAGACGGCAUUGUUUGUUUCUUUGUUAGUUACUCCUACAUGGAUGGCAUUGUCAAUAGCUGGAAUGAAAUGGGCAUUUUGCAGGAUGUUAUGCAGCAUAAGCUAGUUUUUAUUGAAACUCAGGAUGUAGUUGAAACUACCUUGGCCCUAGAUAACUAUCGGAAAGCAUGCGAUUGUGGGAGAGGUGCUGUCUUUUUUUCUGUUGCCAGGGGAAAGGUAGCUGAAGGUAUAGAUUUUGAUCGACACUAUGGAAGACUAGUUAUAAUGUUUGGGGUUCCUUUCCAAUACACACUAAGCAGGAUACUUUUGGCCAGGUUAGAAUAUUUACGAGAUACUUUUCAAAUUAAGGAGGGUGAUUUCCUGACAUUUGAUGCAUUGAGGCAAGCUGCACAAUGUGUUGGCAGGGUUAUUCGAUCAAAGGCUGAUUAUGGAAUGAUGAUAUUUGCUGACAAAAGAUAUAGCCGACACGACAAACGUUCUAAAUUACCCGGGUGGAUAUUGUCACAUUUACGUGAUGCCCACCUGAACCUCAGUACAGACAUGGCAUUACACAUAGCCCGCGAGUUCCUUAGGAGAAUGGCCCAACCGUAUGAUAAAACUGGUGGUACUGGCAAAAAGACAUUGUUAUCACAAGAAGAUCUGGAGAAUUUGACAGACGCCACUCUUGAGAUGUUUUGAGACUUUUUGACCGUCCAACACUAAUGGAAAGUUUUUUUAACUUAUGAUAUCGAAGUCUUGUGCUUGUACAUUCUUUUUGAUGAAUCAGAGAAACAGCAUAGUUGUUCCUUUUUAUCAAAUGGAUUACAGUAAACAAAUUUAUUGAAAAAAAUUACUUGCAGGUCUCUAGAAAACUUAGUAAUCGUGAAUUUAUCCUCAUUCAA
This is a messenger RNA of Dioscorea cayenensis subsp. rotundata (Guinea yam), 2803 nucleotides long. RefSeq names its product general transcription and DNA repair factor IIH helicase subunit XPD. Gene Ontology annotation, biological process: positive regulation of mitotic recombination; transcription by RNA polymerase II; nucleotide-excision repair. Gene Ontology annotation, cellular component: nucleus. The record is from RefSeq and is a predicted model, not a curated record. Bases 324 to 2600 code for a protein of 758 amino acids. The transcript has 11 exons. NCBI's taxonomy places the organism in Eukaryota, Viridiplantae, Streptophyta, Magnoliopsida, Dioscoreales, Dioscoreaceae. Gene Ontology annotation, molecular function: DNA helicase activity; damaged DNA binding; ATP binding.